GGCCUGCCUUUAGGAUGGCCGGCGUGGGCUUCGAGGAGUUCUCGGCCCCGCCGGGCUCGGAGCUGGCGUUGCCGCCGUUGUUCGGGGGCCACAUCCUGGAGAGCGAACUGGACACCGAGGUGGAGUUUGAGGCCGGUGGCUUGGGGGGCUCCGCUCUCGGGGACCGAGGCGUGGACGAGGAGGACGACGAGGAGGAGGAGGAGGCCCAGGCCGCCCGGGCCCGACGACAACGACAGCGGGAGCUCAGCCGCAGGAAGUACCAGGCCCUCGGACGCCGCUGCCGGGACCUCGAGCAAGUAAACGAGCGUGUCCUCAAUCGGCUCUACCAGGUCCAGAGGAUCACCCGGCGGUUGCGGCAGGAGCGGAGGUUCCUCAUGCGAGUCCUCGACUCUUACGGUGACGACUACAGGAAAAGUCAGUUCACCAUCGUCCUGGAGGAUGAGAGCAGUCACGGUCCCGACGCCCCAACCCCGGGCAACGCCGAGAACGAGCCGCCUGAGCGGGAGGGCCUGUCCCCGGGGGGACUCCCGCGGAGACCCCCCGGACCUCCCGGCGUCGGGGGGACCCUGGAACCCAGUAGCCCUACCCCAGGGGAGGGCCCCAGUGCGAGGAAGAGGCGCCGAACCCCCCGAGACGGACGCAAGACGGGAGCCGGGCUCCUGCCACCCGAGCUCGGCCCCGGCCAGAUCAAAACCGAGGACGAUUUUGGCUUUGAACCCGAAGAGACGCUGGGCUCGAGCUGGGCGUCCCGGGGCCCCGACAAGCUGCUCCCGUACUCCGGCCUGGUCAGCCCUCCCUUUGACUGACGCUCCAGACAAUAAACACCCUCCCGCCCUUCGCUAUGGCCGUCUCGUGCUGGGGUCUGAAGAUGGGGGAGACGAUAAUGAUAAUAACGACGGUAUUUGCUAA
Molecule: messenger RNA, 909 nt
Organism: Tachyglossus aculeatus (Australian echidna)
Lineage: Eukaryota; Metazoa; Chordata; Mammalia; Monotremata; Tachyglossidae
Gene: TFPT
Product: TCF3 fusion partner
Exons: 5
Coding region: 15-806 (263 amino acids)
Biological process (GO): positive regulation of apoptotic process; apoptotic process; apoptotic signaling pathway
Cellular component (GO): Ino80 complex
Molecular function (GO): DNA binding
Source: RefSeq, a predicted model, not a curated record